CGGAGCGCCGCUUCUGUGAGGCGCAGCUGAGGAUCCUUGGGGUAAGGAUCCUUUCGUGUGAAGAUGCCGCUUUUUGGGAAAAUUGUUAUCAUUAAACGGAAUGGGACGGACGGCAUUUAUUUUCCACUCACUGCCAGCUCGUGUUUAUUUGGAAGGAGAACAGAAUGUGAUAUUCGCAUCCACUUGCCUCAGGUCUCAAAAGAACACUGUAAAAUUGAAAUAAAUGAGAACAAGGAGGCAAUAUUGACUAAUUUAAGUACAGUAAAUCCCACUCAGCUGAAUGGUGGUUAUUUCCAGCAGCCUGUACCUCUGAAACACGGGGAUGUGCUAACUAUUAUCGAUCGUUCUUUCAGAUUUGAAUAUCCUCUCCAAUCAACUCCAAAGAAGAGACAAUCUAGAUCUCCAAAGGAUGAAGCACUGCAGGUUCUUCAUGUUCAGCAGGUGGCAGAAGCGGAGCUGUUACGCAAACAAACUUCAGGACCUAAAAGUCUUUGUUCUUCAGAUAAUGCUGACUGCAAAGAACAAAACACCGAUGAAAAUAAACAAAGUACAGAGGAAAACCGUUCAAAAGCCAUACCAGCUAAGCUACAAGCACUCAAUUCUUGCAAAAUACAAGAGCCUGCUAUAAAGGAAAAUGAAAUGUCUCCUUUUAGUAAACUCUAUGAAAAGCUGAAACAUGAGGUUAAAGGGAGAAGACUUCUACAAGAAGGAAACUUACUUCAAAAAACUGGAGAAGAAGAUGGGAAGAGUGUUCUGCUAGAGCCAAAUGCUCAAAUUUCACCAAGUUGUGUUUAUGAAUUGGGAUGCACAACUAAAGGAAAAAGAAUAGAUGUAAAUGAAAAUACUGAAGAAUGUAAAAUUAAUCAAGAUGUAAUUAAUUCAGAGUUGAGUCAGAGCUCAACUGUAGGAAAUGCUACCAGGAAGAGUCUUACAAAAACUCCUCAAAAUUCUGUUUCAAAGGAGAUGACAGAAGAUAAUGGCAAGGGAAGUCAUCUGCAAGAUUGUAAGGAGUUAAGUGCAUCUGGGAAAUCGAGAGGUCCUGAAGUUACACCCAAGCCCCGUAAGGAGAGCAGUGGGAAUGCAGCACGUUCACUGAAACCGUGCUUGAGUUAUGCAGACAAAAUCAACAACUCUGCAGUAAUAUUAGAGAAACUGACACAAGCAGCUAAUGUGACAAAUGUUUCAGAAGGCGUUAAAUGCGUUCUGUCUACACCAAGGCCCAGAAGGAAGAGCCUUCGGUCUGGCUUCAUGUCACCUGCCAAAGAAGUGUGUGGUAAAGAAUCUGUAAGUAUUGGGACUCCAGCAACUCGAGGAGAUGUGUUGGUCAAACAUGAGUCUUUUUCAUCAAUUUCAGCUGAUACUCGAGGGGAAGUUGCAGUGUGCAGAGAUGAUAGCCUCCGACAACUGCCUUUGGCAGAAAAUAAAUGCUUAAAACAGAGACGAAAUAGUAAACAACAAACACCAGGAAAAUCAGUGAAAGAAGAGACGCUGGCAGAAAUUUGUGAUCAGACAAAUGUUAACUUGAAAAAGAGAGAUUCUGGGUCUCCUGCAGCAUCUAAGAGUCCCAGAAGAAAAAGCAGGCAAAGUAAUGAGUUAACAAACAAAAGCGUCCAUUCAGAAACAUCAACUUCAGAAGAGUUCACAUCAGAGCUGGCAUCUGCUAGUCAGAAAUCUGGCUCUGGAAGAAAAAGGGGAAGGACGAGGACCUCUGGACAAUUAACUGAAAAAGCAUUGGAGGCGAAUACAGUUCAAGAACAUCAUGAUGAGACUGCAGACAGAAAAGACAGUGAAGCUAACCAAGAGCUGGCCAAUGAGGGAUGUCAAAAGAAAUUGGAUUUAGCAGAUGUCCGUAUUCUAAGACCUCAUAGAUUAUCAUCCAAAAGGUCUUCUGGAAGUGCUACUGUACCAAAAGAGAAUGAGACUCCUUCAGAAAGAAAUACUUCUGGCCUGUCAACUGAGGAGCAACCAGAUAAAAGGAAAUCUCAGAAGAGGACAAGUGGUGAUUUGUUACCUCAGCCUUUAGGAAAAAGAAAAAGAGUGUCUUUUGGUGGUCAUCUGAGUCCAGAACUCUUUGAUAAAAGCUUGCCUCCCAACUCACCCAUUAAAAAAGGUGCCAUUCCCGCAAGGCUGAGCUUACCAUUUGGAAACUCACCACGGGCAGUCCUGAAAAAGGGCCAGGGACUGAAGCACUUUGCAAUGCAGGAACUUAGUGUACAUUUGCAGAAAGAAAAAAUGUCACCGAGAAGUGUGUCGGCACAGAAGUCCCCACCUGGCUCAUCCUCUGCUUCUGGAAAAGCAACACCAACAUUUACUUUAAGCUCUCCACCUUACACAAAAGGACGUUUCUCUGUUUCUCAAAUAACGACUCCAUCCCCCACUGCAGAAGAGCAGAAUGCAGGUGUGAAAGAUAUGAGUACAAAGGAGGAAAACGCUGGCCAAGUGCAAACACCUAAAUCUGCUCAUGUUAAAGAAGAUGGGAAACCCUUUUUGAUGACUACACCUAACAAAUUAACCAGAAGAUCACAACAUGCUUUGAAGAAGACUCCCAUGAAGAGGAGAAGUGGGGCUGUGGCAGUACUCAGUGCGAAAAGAAGAAGUGGUGCUUCUAGUGCCAAUUUACUAGUUGCAAAAACUUGGGCAGAAGUGGUUAAAUUAGGUGUUGCAAGACCACAGGCAAAGGCUGUUAAAAAAUGUGUUCAGAAAGGAAGACCAGCAAGGAAAAUCACACGCUCACCAAAGACACCAGAAAGAAAAAUAAAAGGUCAUUUUAGUACAGGUCAUGCAGAGUCUCCUGCUACAAUAGUUGUGGGUAGAGCUUAUUCCACCACAGUUCAAACAGCUGGGAAGGUCCCUAAAGUGGUAAAAAAUCCGAUCUUGAAACAGAACAUGAGUAUGGAUGAAAACUUCACAGGACUGACCGAGAUGUUUCAAACACCAGAUAAUAAGGGUGGAAAAACCUUAGCUUUGACCACUGCUCAUGAUUUUACACCAACAUUCACUACAAUGGAGAUUUCUGAUCUGCAAACUCCUGAAGAAUCUGGAGAGAUGGUGGUGUCGCCAUUAAAUGCUUCAGAUGUUUCAGAACAGAAACAGGAUAUUCAAGACAUCUCUUACUUUCUGAGAGGGAGAGAGUCUCUAAAGUCUGUGUUUGAUGCAGUAUCCACCGAAACUCCUGAAAAGAGAAAAAGUAUGCUGAAAGAAGAUACUGGCAUGGAUAGUGUGUCAGUAAAUCCAGAGAAACAAGCAUCUCAAAUGAGGUCACCAAAUAAAAGGAAAACUCCAAGUCAGAAGUUGGAGUCAGUUGAAGUUGUAUCAAGCAUCAAGCAGCCUCUAAAGACCCCAAAACAGAAGUUAGAGCCUGUAGAGUCCUUGUCAGGUGUCAAGCAGCUCAUGAGGACCCCGAAGCAGAAGUUAGAGCCUGUAGAGGCCUUGUCAGGCAUUAAGCAGCUCAUGAAGACACCAAAACAGAAGUCAGAACCAACAGAGGUCCUGUCAGCCAUCAAGCAGCUCAUGAGGACCCCGAAGCAGAAGUUAGAGCCUGUAGAGUCCUUGUCAGGCAUUAAGCAGCUCAUGAAGACACCAAAACAGAAGUCAGAACCAACAGAGGUCCUGUCAGCCAUCAAGCAGCUCUUGAGGACCCCGAAGCAGAAGUUGGAGCCAGCAGAGGUACUGUCGGGCAUCAAGCAGCUCAUGAAGACACCAAAGCAGAAGUCAGAACCAGCAGAUGUCCUGUCAGACAUCAAGAAACUUUUGAGAACCCCAAAGCAAAAGUCAGAACCAGCAGAGGUUCUAUCAGGCAUCAAGCAGCUUUUGAGGACGCCGAAGCAGAAGUCGGAACCAGCAGAGGCCCUGUCAGGCAUCAAGCAGCUCAUGAAGACCCCAAAGCAGAAGUUAGAGCCUGUGGAGUCCUUGUCGGGCAUCAAGCAGCUCGUGAAGACCCCAGAAGAAAAGCUGAAGCCAGCAGAGGUCCUAUUAGGCCCACAGCAAAAGUCAAAACCUAUUACAGAUGAAAACGCCUCUGAAAAAUUGCUGGAGACUCCAAUACAAAAAAAAGAAGUAUUAAAAGAUGUGUCAAGAGUUAAUUUAAUUAAGAAAACUCCAAAAUUGAAAUCCCAACCGGUAGAAGACAUGAUUGGAAUCAGCCGUAUUUUCAAGACACCAAAGGAAAAAGUUAAACCCAUAGAAGAUGUAUUUGGUAUUAGUAGAUUAAUGAAGACUCCCAGAGAGAAAUCUCACCCAGUUGAUGAUUUUGUGGGUCUGAGUAGGCUGAUGGCAGAACCCAGACAGAAAAAUACUGAGUUUGAAGUGGAUUACAUUGGAGUGAAGGAAAUAUUUGAUACACCAGAGAAAACAAAGGUCAAGUCAGUAAGUGUUACAGAUCCUAAGCAAGAAGAUACUGUACAUCCUUCUACUAAUUGCAGUCCUGAACAUGAAGGCAAACAAAAUACUUCAGAAGGUAAAGAUUCUCAACGGAGGAAGUCAACUAGUGAAGACCAGUCUACCCAGAGACCAACCAGGGGCAGAUUGAGGAAGACUGUACAUCUUGCUUCAGUAAAGCAGACUGAAAAGGAUUUAAAUUUACAAGAAUUGCAAGGACUGGAGAAAAAGAGCUUCCAAGAAGAGACGGGAGAGGUCAGAACUUCAACUUCAGUAGCUAAAAGUCUAGGAAGAGGAAGGAGAACAAAUGCUUGUGUGGUAGAAGAAAACAUUUCAAAACAUAAUGAUGAGAAAAAAGUUGAAGCUGUUUCAACUUUGGGAAUGCGUGUUGCUACUCAAAGACCCAGAAGAGGUAAAAGGAAAGAAGCAGAGGAGUUAAAACUUCCGGAUGAGAGCCUUGAGUCUUGCGGCAAAGAUUCUUCGGUGUUACAAAAAGAACCUGCAACUGUGAAACUGGCUUUGCAGGAUUUUAUCAUCAGUGACGUAUCAAUAAAAGAUGAUGUUCGAAGCAUGAAGGCAGAAAGUUCAUCUAGGAACAGUCAAAAUGAAAAUUGUCAACUGCAGACAGAUUUUAAAAACUCUGAAAACACACCUCAUGAAGCCAGUCCAGGAGACAGUGAAGAAAUGCUUCUACUGCCUAGGAAGAGGGCUAGAGAAGUGAGAAAAGUAGAAAAUGCAGAAGAACCAAUCGCCCCUAAAAGAGGAAGGAGAGCCAAGAAUGACCAAGUUAAGCAAGCUUCUUCAGAGGAGCUUCGUGCAACAGCAAGGAGGCUUCGUAAACAACCAUCUGCAAAGGUAAUACAAGAGGAUGAGCGGGCUUUUGAGACUGCUCCAGCAGAACUGUCUGAGAACAGAGCCACAGUUGAAAUGAAGAUAACACAAAAAAGAGUUAACUCUUCAAGAAAUGCUAGAAAACACUUGACAGAAGUAAAAUCUAACAUUUGUGGGAUGGCACCUGAAAAUACGCAGAACGUUCAGAAAAUCAAGGAAACUUUGGAUGAAACUAUUACUGAAACACGGUCAUCCACCAAAAAUGAGAGGGAAGUGUCUCUGGGAGAUAAAGCUGAAAAUACUCAGGCAAAUACAACAGAAGCAUCUUGGAGAUUAAAAUUGCAGUCACCUCCUGGAGAAACAAACAAAAUGCCAACUACUGUUCUAGUCUUGGAAUCAAACAGCACAGUGCAAGAAACAAACAGAACUAGGAGCAGGAGAGGCAAGAAGGCCUCCUCAGAGCAAAAGACUGAUGAAUCUGCUAAAAAUGUAGACAGCUCAGAGCUAAUAACACCCAAAUUGAAAUCAGAAACAGAAAUGGAGGAAUCUGCUCCCAAAGAGCCUUCAGGCUGUGUUGAUGAAAAGAAGAUUGACAAAAUAGAAGACCAGAACUACACAUCUGUCACAACAGUUACUGCUGUAAACAGUAACAGUGGUGCUCAUAGCCAUCAAGAGCAGACAAAAAAUGAACAGGCACUAAAAUCAAAGCAAACUGAAAUUCUGCAAGAGAAUCAAACACGAAACAAUGGCUCUAUGAGGAGAAGAGGUAGAAUUAGAAAAGUUAAUUCUGAACUUGAACAAACCAGUUCCAAAGCACUUGGGCAAAAAAGGAAUUCACCUGGGGACGAGGAAGGGAUGACUUGCAAACAGCAAGAGACUUCAGAAAAUCCUUCUUCUCAAGUAAGGAGGAGCAGAAGAAAGCAAGUUAAUUCCAUUCCACAAGUGACUUGUUCUACCUUUUCAAAAGAGCAGGCCUUAAUUGAAGAUCAUGGUAAAGAUGAGACUUCUGUAAAAGACCACGAUCCAGCUUUGGAAACUACUCCCUCUUCAACAGAAGACAAUCCACCGAGACGGGGAAGAAGACGAAAGGUUGCUGUAGCAUCACAAGUGACAAGUUUUCUUUCUAUCAGAAAGAAACGUGGCUUGCAAGAAGGUGACGAUAAAAAGACGACUGUGAAAGAAGAUCAAAAUCCAGCUUUGGGAAAUGAAACUUUGCAGGCAGAGACAAAUGCAUCAGCAAGGGACAAAAGAAAAAAGAUGGAUCUAGCAGCAGAGGCAAAAAGUUCAUCUUCUCUCCAGGGGAAGUGUGGCUUGUCACAAAAUGGUGAUAAAGAGGCGAAUACUAAUGGAGAAAAAAAUAAGCCUUUGGAAUCAGUGUCCCUCACAAAAGUGAACCCAUUAGGAAGGGGCAGAAGGAAAGAAGCUCUGGUGUCACACACAACUAAUUCAAUUUCUCUUAGAGGAAAACCAGCUAGCAGUGUUAGAGAAGAGGCUCCUAAAGAGGAUAAUGUUCCUUUAGAAACUGUUGCUUCAUCUCUGAAAGAAAAUCAGCUGAGAAGAGGAAGGAGGAAUCAAGUGACCUUCUUGUCAGAAGCCACAAGUUCUGCUCAGAGAACACACAGCUUAUCAAAGGAAAGUGGUAGAAAGAGUAAUCAUAGGGAAGCUAAAAACCUGAUUUCUGAAAAAUCUGCUUCCCAAGAAAAAAUGGAUCUUUCAAAAGGCAACACGAGGACAAAAAAUAGCACUUCACAGCCUGUUAACUCUAGGUCUCUUCAGGGCUUGCCAGAAGAUGGUAAGAAUGAAUCCCCAGAGAAACAGCAGAGUAUGCUUCUGGAAAUAACUCCACCUUCAGAAGAAAAUCCAUCAAGAUUGGGCAGAAAAAAACCAGUUUCUUUCAAAUCUGAGUAUACUAGUUCCAGUUUUCUCAGGGAAAAACGUACCUUCUGCAGCAACGGAAGGCAAAAGGGAAAUCUUAAUGAAGAUGAAGUUACAUCUGUGGAAAAUAACUCAUCCCAGGAAAACCGUAGGCAGCUGAGAAAUAAGAGGGAGAAGGUAGAAUUCAAAUCAAAGGCAGCUCCUUCUACUUCUCUCCAUGAUAAGGGCAACUUGCCAGAAAAUGAUAACUCUUCAGGAACUCAAAAUAAGUGUUUGGCAUCUACUGGCUUUGAGAAAAACAGGCAGCCUAGGAAAGAGGUUAGCCCUGCUCCACAGCCAGCUUCCACUUCUCGCAGAAGAAAAUGUCAAUUGCCAGCACCCAAUGUCUUAGCACCCAAAAAGUUAAAAUCAGAUAAUGAUGAAAACAGAUCACCCAAAAGAGGAAGAAGAAACAAAGCCAAAGAAGAGCUUGACGGAACGGGUGUAAAAGCAACUCGGAAUCCUGGAGGAACAGACAGGAGAACAAGAUCAAGCACAAGAACCAGUGCAAGAACCAGAAAAUAGCCUUCACAGUUUCAGAAGCAAUUUUAAAAACAAUUCAGUAAUUGAACAAGUUUUUAACAUGAAUUGAAUUGCACUCGGGUGUUAAAUUCAGGUUUUGUAAAGCAAUCAUGAUGUUACAGAAGUGCUUCACUUGAUGUGUUUACAGAUACAGCAUAGAUACCUGUUCUUAGUAGAUCUGUCUGUAUAGUGGUUCUUAAACCAUGGGGUGCUUGUGCAGAAUGGCAAAUAUAAAAAUAAAUCCUUUUUAAUAGUAUUUAUCCCCUUCUUCUUUUGAUCAGUACAGCAGUCAGGAAGCCGUGCUGCUUUACAAUCCAUUUAAUUGUAAGCUAUUUUCUGCGUAGUUUCAUGUGCUUAAGUCUUAUUUUUCAUUAAAGUUUUGUAAAUAUUCUUU
Lagopus leucura (white-tailed ptarmigan) is the source of this 8038-nucleotide messenger RNA. It is a transcript of the gene MKI67, whose product is annotated as marker of proliferation Ki-67. Gene Ontology annotation, molecular function: protein binding. The record is from RefSeq and is a predicted model, not a curated record. Lineage: Eukaryota; Metazoa; Chordata; Aves; Galliformes; Phasianidae. Bases 64 to 7647 code for a protein of 2527 amino acids. Gene Ontology annotation, cellular component: nucleus; chromosome. The transcript has 16 exons. Gene Ontology annotation, biological process: regulation of mitotic nuclear division; regulation of chromosome segregation.